Lepisosteus oculatus (spotted gar) is the source of this 2263-nucleotide messenger RNA. RefSeq names its product zic family member 1 (odd-paired homolog, Drosophila) (gene zic1). The record is from RefSeq and is a predicted model, not a curated record. Gene Ontology annotation, molecular function: RNA polymerase II cis-regulatory region sequence-specific DNA binding; DNA-binding transcription factor activity, RNA polymerase II-specific. Gene Ontology annotation, biological process: regulation of transcription by RNA polymerase II. Gene Ontology annotation, cellular component: nucleus. Lineage: Eukaryota; Metazoa; Chordata; Actinopteri; Semionotiformes; Lepisosteidae.
CAAUUCAUUUAUCUGCAGGAAUGAUUGCGGCUAUCAGUCUCGAGCUCACCGCCUGGCUGAGGAGGUGAAAGUUUCUCCACAGGAAGAUAAACCGCAAAAGACAAUAUUGUACAUGAUUUGCGUUUGCAGUUAAGAAGAGGGAGAGGUGGAAAAUCCUUUCCACAAUAAAAUUUAACCUGAAAGGGGAGUUUGCCAGGCUCACAUAAGGGUUAGUCAUAUAAUUCUCCCCGAGAAAGGCUGAGAAUAUUCCGUUUUUUGAUUUUUUUUUUCUCGCAGACGUUUCAGUUGCAAAGUUAAGAUGCUUUUGGACGCAGGACCACAGUACCCUACCAUAGGAGUGACUACAUUCGGCACCUCCAGACAUCACUCAACAGGCGAUGUCACCGACAGAGAAGUGGGGUUGGGGAUAAAUCCGUUUGCUGAUGGGAUGGGCGCUUUUAAAAUCAACCACAGUACCCACGAUCUUGCUUCUGGCCAAACGGCUUUUUCGUCCCAAGCGCCUGGCUACGCGGCCGCCGCUCUGGGGCACCACCACCACCCCACCCAUGUCAGUUCCUACUCCACCGCGGCUUUCAAUUCUACCCGGGACUUUCUGUUUCGAAAUCGGGGUUUUGGAGAAGCGGCUAGCGCGCAGCACAGCCUUUUCGCUUCCGCGGCGGGAAGUUUUGCGGGGCCACAUGGACACACAGAUGCCACGGGACACCUACUUUUCCCCGGACUGCACGAGCAGGCGACCACUCACGCGUCUCCGAACGUGGUGAACAGUCAGAUGCGCUUGGGGUUUUCCGGGGACAUGUAUGGUAGAGCAGAGCAAUACAGCCAGGUAACAAGCCCCCGAUCCGACCACUAUGCUUCGACUCAGUUGCACAGUUAUGGCCCUAUGAAUAUGAACAUGGCUGCCCACCAUGGGGCAGGGGCCUUCUUUCGGUACAUGAGGCAGCCGAUAAAACAAGAACUCAUCUGCAAAUGGAUAGAACCGGAGCAGCUGACAAACCCGAAAAAGUCUUGCAACAAAACUUUUAGCACGAUGCACGAGCUCGUCACUCAUCUCACGGUGGAACAUGUUGGGGGACCAGAACAAUCGAACCAUAUCUGUUUCUGGGAAGAGUGUUCCCGAGAAGGGAAGCCUUUUAAAGCCAAGUACAAACUUGUAAACCACAUCCGAGUUCACACGGGCGAGAAACCGUUCCCCUGCCCUUUCCCUGGCUGUGGCAAAGUGUUUGCGAGGUCCGAGAACCUUAAGAUUCACAAAAGAACUCACACCGGUGAAAAACCGUUUAAGUGUGAGUUUGAGGGCUGCGACAGGCGAUUCGCAAACAGCAGCGAUCGUAAGAAACACAUGCAUGUGCAUACGUCUGACAAACCGUAUCUCUGCAAAAUGUGUGACAAGUCAUACACCCAUCCCAGUUCCCUCAGAAAACACAUGAAGGUUCACGAAUCGUCUUCACAAGGAUCACAACCUUCUCCCGCGGCCAGUUCAGGGUACGAGUCCUCAACUCCACCAACAAUCGUGUCGCCUUCGACAGAAAACCAGAGUAGCAGUUCCAUAUCUCCAGCAUCUUCAACAGUGCAUCACACAUCCAGUCACAGCACGCUGUCAUCAAAUUUUAAUGAAUGGUACGUUUAAAAUAUUUAAAAAAAGACUGCAGAAUUAGGACUGCUUGGAAUCAAAGACUUUUAAAAGCCGCCAUGUAAACGUGGACCGAAAAACUCGAAGAAAUCGAAACCUUUUGUAAACGGCUGUGUAGCAAAGAAUGUGCGAUGCAUGGACGAGGUACCAGGGCCGAAUGCCAAGUUUAUAGGGUUUUGAAAGAUUACAAACGAGAUCUCAAAUUGCAUGUAUCCGCGGGUCGCGGCCUGUUUUGUAAAUAAAGAUUUACUAGUUUAAAUAUGUAAUAUUUUAUUUUGUAAAUAGUUAUAUCACAGUUUAAGGGAAUUUGUGAAAAAUGUGGUCUCUAGAUUUAUGGGAAAUGAGAUGGUUUUAAAGAAAAAAUGCGAUUAAUAGUCUUGAUUGAAAAGAAUGUUAUAGUUAAUGUGUACCAAAUGUGAAUUACUCUGUAUUACUACAGUCUUCACGUCGACCUAACCGACUAUUAGUAUUAAUGUGCUUUUGUAUACAGUGCAAACAUUUCGUCCCGAAGUCCAGUCUAAGUAGAACAGUAAAUUGUUGUUAUUAAAUGUCAUGUCGAUAAAUCGUAUAGUGAAGCCUGAAACUCCGUGUCAAUCUGUUUAUGUAAGAAGUGAUAUAAAAAGAUAAAAUAUC